ACGGAUCUGACACGGCGCAGUGGCUAGCGCGUUCCCGCCAAUACUGUCCAGCCGGUGUGGACACUCUAAAAAUUUUCUAUAAAAGAAAAAAAUGAGUGCCCUACUCUUAAUCGCCGUCGCUAUUCUCAUUUUAUACAAAGUUUAUUCCCGUAGAACGAUAAGUAUUAAACGGGAGAACAAAUAUGGGGAGGCAAAGGAGGUGGUUUUGAGCGAAGCACCGGGACCGGUAGCUCUCCCGGUCGUGGGUAGUUUACAUCUAUUGGGGAAACACGAAUCUCCUUUCCAAGCGUUUACGGAGCUAGCCAAAGAAUAUGGGGACAUCUUUAGUAUACAAUUGGGCGGGUCCAAGUGUGUAGUAGUCAAUAACUUGGAGCUGAUCAGAGAAGUCCUCAACCAGAAUGGGAAGUUCUUCGGAGGACGGCCCGACUUCGAACGGUUCCAUCGGCUGUUUGCUGGCGAUAGGAAUAACUCUCUCGCGCUCUGCGACUGGUCGAACCUACAGCUGCGCAGACGCAACCUCGCCCGCCGGCACUGCGGGCCCAAGCAGCACACCGACAACUUCGCCCGGAUCGGCAGCGUCGCCACCUUCGAGUCCAUCGAGCUCGUGCAGACCCUCAAACACGUCGCCAGGACCACCGAGUCUGCCAUCAACCUCAAGCCCCUCCUCAUGUCCACGGCCAUGAACAUGUUCAGCCAUUACAUGUGCAACGUCCGCUUUGAUGAAGACGACGUCGAGUUCCGUAAAAUCGUUGACCAUUUCGAUGAAAUCUUCUGGGAGAUCAAUCAGGGAUACGCUGUCGACUUCUUGCCUUGGCUCUCGCCAUUUUACAAGAAGCAUAUGGAUAAGCUCUCCAAUUGGUCCAAGGAAAUCCGCAGCUUUAUCCUUUCCAGAAUCGUUGAGCAGAGGGAAAUGAACUUGGAGACAGAUGGGCCUGAAAAAGAUUUCCUCGAUGGUCUUCUCAGGGUCUUACGUGAUGAUCCGACUGUUGAUAGGGAUACCAUUAUUUUCAUGCUUGAAGACUUCCUUGGAGGUCAUUCGUCUGUUGGAAACCUGGUUAUGCUUUGCUUAGCUGCUGUGGCUCGCGAUCCUGAAGUAGGAAAGAAGAUUCGCUCAGAAAUCGAAGGUCUAACUAAAGGGAAACGCGCUAUCAGCCUCGUUGAUAGAAGCAACCUACCGUACACUGAAGCGACCAUCUUGGAAGUUUUGAGAUACGCUUCUUCUCCAAUUGUUCCUCACGUAGCUACUGAGAACGCCGAAGUAGCCGGGUUCGGAGUUGAGAAAGGAACCACGAUUUUCAUCAACAACUACGAGUUGAACACAUCGGAGAAAUACUGGAACGAGCCAGAGAAAUUCGAUCCCUCUCGAUUCUUAGAGCGCAGUAAAGUGCGCGUCAGGAGGAACUCCCAAUGUGAUUCAGGCAUGGAAUCUGACAGCGAACGAACAAGGCCUUUAGAUAAAGCGACAGAGAUAGAAAAAGAAGUAGUAUCAGUUAAGAAGAACAUCCCCCACUUCUUGCCGUUCAGCAUCGGCAAGCGGACAUGCAUCGGGCAGACAUUAGUGACCACAAUGAGUUUCGUGAUGUUUGCCAACAUCAUGCAAGAGUUCGACAUCGGAGCUGAACAUUUAGAAGACUUAAGGCAGAAACCGGCGUGCGUAGCUCUUCCUAAAGACACAUUUAACCUGUACGUAGUACCCAGAAAGCACUGAAUAAUUUAUUAUUGUAGAUAAUCAAUCUCCUCAGCCAAUAUUAAGGUUUUUAGAAAUUAGAUUACAAUAGCUUAGAGUAGGUCAGUACUAAACUACUUUAGUUUUGUUUAGCAUCUAUGACAAAAUUUAGUUUAGUAGAAUUUUUGACUCAAUAUUUUAAACGUCUGUUUUUGCAGCGCUGUUUGUAUAGGUACCUAUUCAUUUUAUUUCGUUUUUUCCUGCUUAUAAAUUACUAACUUCGAACACCAACAAUUUGAUUUCGUAUAAAUUUACUUAUAUUAUCAUUUAAAAAAAAAAGUAAAACAGUGUAACCUAUAAUAAACGUCAAAUAUUCACAGAAUUUUAACAUUUGUCAUUUUAAAUUGCAUAUUUAUGGAGUUGCUUGGUUCAAAUAUAAUUUAUUUUAUUUUAAAGACUAAUUAAUUUUAGGAAAGCGGUCAGACUAAAAAUUUGUAGAACGAGUGAAUGUCGCUAAAAAUAGUGUAGUUUUUAAACUAAUGACCAAAAUAUGGCUGAGGAGAAACGCUCAAAACAUUAUUUAUUCUUGACAUAAUCUUUUUAGGUUACAUUUGGUUUUUCUGUCAACUGUAUGUACUCGUCCCAAAGUUAGAAAAUGUGUAAAGUAUAUGAAUGCGUGCGCUAGAAUUUUAUGUAGUUAACUUUUGCUAUGGUCUAGAUCUAGUAAUUCUAGUAGCACUAGGUCUAAACCAGGCAUGUUAGUUUUUGAAACAAUUACCCGACGACUUUCUUCUGUUUUGUGGAUUUGAUACUGUUUGAUACUUUAGAGUUUUUUUUGUAGUAGUAGCGCGGCAACAUUAUUUUAAUUGAAAUUUAGAUGCAUUUAUAUUUUAGAAGUAGUUUUUAGGUAGUUUACCUAUGUCAGUCAUUGAGCGUUCUGUGAAUCUCUUUUGUAGUGAUUUUAGAACUGUUAGCGUAGUUUAGUACACAAAAAAUGGAACCUUGAGCCACUGUAGACCCACGAGUCACUGUUCAACAGUUAGAAUAGAUUCAAAAUUUAAUUUAAAAUAGAUUUUAGAACGUUAGAUAACAUAGUGCUUCAGGGUUCCAAUUGGUUGAUCGUAUACUGGAGUAUUUCACCAAAAUAAUGACUUUUCUUAUAUUGCAAUUUAAGAAAUUAAAGUUGUACAGUACCCAGUUUUAAAAGAAAUCCCUCAAAUGCCACCAGGCCGGUUUCAACAUACUUAGUGACACUUUGACGCUCAUUGCCUGAUCAACAAGGAAAUAUUGAUAUUAAGUAACAUUGUUAUUUAUCGACCUAGAAAUAGGCACAGAAUUAUCAGUGUCAAGUGUCACUGUGGGGAAAUAGGCCAAUAUAUUUAGCUUCCUUGGUAGAAUUUUGAUACGAAAUAUUUAACUAUACAAUUUUUGUAAGGAAUAUGUUGGUGAGAUGCUACAGUAACGUAUAGGAAUAGAUUUUGAGCAUACUGUAGUGUUUUUAUACUCUUUGUUUGUAGUUUUAUGUAGCACCCAAAUAUUUUUUUUCUUCAUUUAGUUUAGUCAACUAUUGUCUGUAGAUGUAGUUUUUAGUCUGAUGUUCUAAAAGUAGGCAAAAUGAUUUUUUUAGAAAAAGAUUGAUUAAUGUAGUCCUUUUAAUAGAAAAGUGGGUCAAAAAUAUUUUCCUUGUCUUAGUCCUGACCACUCUGUCACACGUAUAUUUUUUCUUAAAUCUAAAAAAGUAAAAAAAAAAAACUCGAUUGAUAAUUGCUAUAUUUGCAGCUAUAAUAUGCAUGUAUUUCUAGCUGUGGAUUAUAAUGCAAAUAAGAAUAAUUAGAAAUUAAAUUAUUACUAGUUUGGGGACAAAACAACGAAAAUAAGUUUGAUCUAACAAAAUAGUUUGACAUUAUAUGAGUAGAUUGGUAGACACAAUUUGCUAUUUAAUAAUAAAGAAUAAUCAUUUUUUUUAACUAUAGUCUGACAAAACAUUAGUAUCAGUUGUUACCUACUUUUAGUCCUUCGUAGUACGGUCCAAAUUCUCUUCAAUAUGAAAGAUUAUUGUAUAAUAGGAAAUUGUGAUUUUGUAGAGUAUGGUAGAAUUUGAAAUUAUAGUACUUGC
This is a messenger RNA of Leguminivora glycinivorella, 3782 nucleotides long. RefSeq names its product cytochrome P450 307a1 (gene Cyp307a1). The record is from RefSeq and is a predicted model, not a curated record. Gene Ontology annotation, molecular function: oxidoreductase activity, acting on paired donors, with incorporation or reduction of molecular oxygen; heme binding; iron ion binding. The transcript is spliced from 2 exons. Lineage: Eukaryota; Metazoa; Arthropoda; Insecta; Lepidoptera; Tortricidae. The coding region runs from base 92 to 1708 and encodes 538 amino acids.